UACAACGAGUGUAAAGCUUCUCCAAUGUUGUCAUUUUGAGAUUGCAGCGCGGUUUGUAGACUAUUGUUGAUGUCAAAGACCAGUCAUUUCCAACCCACAUGUAGAACAAAGUCUCACUGUCUUAUUGUCAUAAUUUUAUUGGUCGUAUUAGAGACGGAUUCAUAGAAUCAUGAGUAAAGUGCAAGGUGGGAUGAAAUGCGUGAAAUAUCUCCUUUUAGUUUUCAACUUCAUAUUCUGGCUGUGUGGCUCGUUGGUGUUGGCAGUGGGAUUAUGGCUGAGGUUUGACCCAAAGACAGUCCAGCUCCUGAAUGGAGAGGGAGCCCCCGAGACCUUCUUUAUAGCUGUGUACAUCCUGAUUGGUGCAGGCGGGGUCAUGUUGCUGGUGGGAUUCUUUGGUUGCUGUGGAGCUGUGAAGGAGUCACAGUGUCUUCUUGCAUUGUUCUUUGCCUUCCUUCUUGUCAUCUUUGGUGCAGAGGUUGCUGCAGGUGUGUUUGGAUUCAUGAGCAAAGACAAGAUCAUCAACGAUGUUCAACAGUUCUAUAGUGAAUCUAUUUCAGAUAAUUCUGAAAAUUCCAACAGCACUGCUGUAGCUGAAAUUUACCACACUGUUCUGAAUUGCUGUGGUGUCUCCAUGCCUUUGUGUCCUGAUGCUGAUGAAGACACAAAGGACUGUCUGAAUGCAAUAAUGGGCUUUUUCAAUGAAAAGCUCUACAUUAUCGGAUAUGUGGGGAUUGGUGUAGCAGGAGUAAUGGUCAUUGGUAUGAUCUUCAGUAUGGUCCUCUGCUGUGCAAUUCGAAACAACAGGGAGGUGAUCUAGAAAGAUCCAGUAGCUCAUCCCUUCCCACCGUGCAGGCCCAACACAGACUCACCAGUCCCUUGUCCCAUCCUCAUUCAGGCAUUGUGAUUACAUCACAUCUGGGCUGGAGGAAAGGGGAGCCUUUUAAAAAAAAAAAACAGAAACAUACAAGUCCAUGGGGUCAAUUUGGUGGUGUGGGUGUGAUAUCACACACCCAGAAUAUCACCAGGAUUUCCCCAUCCUCUAGACAGAGGCCUGCACUGUGUGGAGCCAGACAAUCUCUCUUUCCUCUGGCAUCUCUGUAAACUAAAUAUCUGGUCCCUCUCUGCGCUCCUCCUCUCCAAGCACAACAUGGCUCAGGAUUUGGAAGUACUCUGAGACAUUCCCCAUUUUCCGCAUCCUCUUCUAACACUGCUAGCAUUCCAUGUACUUGUAACGUCUUCUUUUUGACGAAACAAUGUGAUGGCAGAGGAGCAUUGCUGUAAAUACAAACUCCUUUUUUUGUGCUGUUUUUAAACUUUUUAUUCAAUGUCUUUUGGUAAUUUCAGCUUAAAAGGGCAAUCAGCAGUUGAAACAAUAACAAAGUGUGUUCCCCACCCGUUUCGGUAAAAAGCUGAGGCAUGGGGCUGAA
Messenger RNA from Coregonus clupeaformis (lake whitefish), 1427 nucleotides. Its product is annotated as CD9 antigen. The coding region runs from base 170 to 817 and encodes 215 amino acids. NCBI's taxonomy places the organism in Eukaryota, Metazoa, Chordata, Actinopteri, Salmoniformes, Salmonidae. The record is from RefSeq and is a predicted model, not a curated record. The transcript is spliced from 8 exons. Gene Ontology annotation, cellular component: membrane.